Cladocopium goreaui is the source of this 1392-nucleotide messenger RNA. The record is from the annotation of a GenBank genome assembly. NCBI's taxonomy places the organism in Eukaryota, Dinophyceae, Suessiales, Symbiodiniaceae.
AUGCGCAAGUGGCUCCUACGUGCACAAGAGUUCAAGUGCUGUGGGCAGUAUGGAAAGGAAGAGCCUCCAAGCCAUGCGAAAGAGAUCCUAGAGGCCAAGAACCUGCGCCUUUUCUAUCAACUCAAUGAAGCUGCUGGGUCCCCAGACCAGGGAUUAGCAGAGAACAUGGCCAAGGGCUUCGACCUCAUGGGGCCAAUUCCAACAGGUGGCAUUUUUCCUCAGAAGGAAAUGGCUGACAUUUCCAAGCAUGCCAUUUGGAGGGCGACUGGAAAAUGCAAGGACGAGGAUCUUGCAAAAGACGUCCAUCAAAUCACCCUUGAGGAGCGCGACAGAGGCUGGUUGAAGGGCCCCUUUUCUUUGUCAGAACCCCCAGUGGGGGCAAUAUUAACUCAGAGAUUCGGUGUCAAACAAUCCACCACCUUGUCCAACGGGAGCAGCACCUACAAGACGAGGCCCAUUGAUGACUUCUCUGAGUCCUUGGUGAACUCCACGAACUCAAUGGAUGAGACCAUUCAACCAAUGGGCAUUGACAUGGUUUUGGCGGCCUUGGCCCUGCGGUUCCGUUCCUGGGGUCCAGAAGAGUUGCAAGGUAAAACCAUUGACCUCAGGAAGGCGUGCAAAAACUUGCCCGUAUCUAAGAGUGCCUUCAACGACUCCUUCAUCUGUGUCAUGGACCCGGACUCGUCAGAACCUCAAGCAUUUCAGAGCCAGGUACUUCCCUUUGGUGCCAGAGCAGCGGUCAUGGGGCUUUGCCUGGUGUCUUUUGCGUUGUGGCUGAUUGGAGUCGUCAUCUUCAAGUUGCACUGGACAGUUUCCUUCGACGAUUUCUACUUGGUUGCAUCAAAGGCUGAGACCAAGCAUGUAGACAUGACGCAGCAGCUCUUCUUUCAGCUUGUUGGCUGGGAGGUAUCUUCUGAGAAGGAGGCAGAGUUUAACUCUUUGGCCAGGAUUUUGGAAGUGCAGAUUGACCUGAACGAAUCGUUGCUGGGUACACGCGUCAAAGACUUGGUUUCUGCAAUCGGUGGUGUCCUUGAGCGUGGAACCUUGUCCACCGCUGGGAUGAGUGUGCUUCGUGGGAGGCUUGUCUUUGCGGAGGCACAAAUCCACGGAAGACUCACUGGCAUCCACAUGCAGCAGUUGACCCGAUGGGAACAUGCAGGGGGUGACGCGCCCCUGGAUGAUGAUGUCAGAGACAACCUUGUCUUCUUGAAAGAGCGAGUGGUUCUUGGUGGGCCCAGGCGAGUCAUAGCUGAGCUUGGACGGGUCUUCCAUUUGUACACGGAUGCCUGUUACGAGAAUGGAACAGGUGGGCUUGGUGGUGUUCUGAUGGGCAGGGCACCCAGCUUUCAUAUUUCUCUGCCAGAGUCGAUGAAAGCCAAGUUGCAGUCCUGA